Molecule: messenger RNA, 309 nt
Organism: Entrophospora candida
Lineage: Eukaryota; Fungi; Glomeromycota; Glomeromycetes; Entrophosporales; Entrophosporaceae
Source: the annotation of a GenBank genome assembly
GAUAUUAAUAUACCAUUAGAAUCUAAUAAUAUUAAACUUCAUCUAUCUGAUUACAAUAUCAUUAAUCUAUCAGAAUGCAGACUUGGUGACCCUGUAAAUCAGAAUAUUUCAUUUGAAGAAAAAGAUAGUCUAAAAGAAAUAUGGCUAAGUUUUGAACCUGAUAAACAAAAAUCUAUAAAAUAUAAUAAAUGGGAAACAAAAUUGCAACUUCUCAUUAAUAAAUAUCAAAGAAAUUUAAACAUGGAAAAUAUCUUUGAUUAUAUAAAUCUAGAUGAUGCAAUUGAUGAAGUUAUGAAGAAAACCAUAUGA